AUGACUACCCGAAGACCAAUAUCCUGGUUUUUAACAGACCAGGGAAGAAAAUUCUCUUUUGUGGUUGUGACGGGAACCGGCAUAGCUCUAACAGCAGUAAGAUUUACUCCUCACACGUUUUUAAUUGAUAAAUACAGGGAGUUUGUUCAUUACUACAGUGCAGGGAAACCAGUAGAUUUAACAAAAAGUCUUCGGGAUAGGUAUCAGAGAUGUCUAGAUAUCCUCAAAGUAUCUGAAGUACAAAGAAAAUUAUUAAAACCUUUUACUGUAUUUGGAUUUGAUUUGUUUCAUGCUGGUAGUACAGGUUCCAGGUUCGGUGUUUUAAUUGGUAUACCAGUCAAUUUCAAUUAUAAUAAUUUAGAUGAUGUAGCUAAAGAUAAUGUUCAGGUUAAUCAGAAACCCGUUGACCUUUCAUCUGAAGUUGGAAAAAAACUUGGCGAAGCAUUAAUCCUUCCUGAGAAAGUGCAGGAAUUUGCAAUUUGCAGAGAAAUAUUGAUGACUCAAAAUAAUAAAGUUAUGUUUGAGUCUUCAUAUCCUUUUAUAUCAGUUUUUCUUGUAUAUAAUUUGUCAAUGUACUUAAAUAAACGUCUUAAUUUAUAUGCAGCUCCAGUUGCAAUGAGAGCUAUGCUAUAUUCCAUUACUGGAUUGUUUGGAUUAGGGACUUAUUUCCUGUUAAAGGAUGCAACAGAAGUUCAUUAUGAGACUAGUACUGAUAAAGCUCUUGUUCAACUUGGAAAAGAAUAUGUUGAAAGUGGUGUAGUUUUUUAUGAAAAACUUCUGGCAAGAAAUCAAGCUUUGCGAGAAUUAAUGGGACCAGAAGGGGAGAGGAAGUACACUGUAAAAGGAAAUGUCAAUUAUACACUACGACAGCCACAUGUUGCAUUAGUGCAUAGAAAGCAAUUCUUUGAAAAAAUGUUAAUGGCUGAUGAUCCAGAAGAAGGGCUACUAGAGACAUGA
Messenger RNA from Pieris macdunnoughi, 957 nucleotides. Lineage: Eukaryota; Metazoa; Arthropoda; Insecta; Lepidoptera; Pieridae. The record is from the annotation of a GenBank genome assembly.